Messenger RNA from Mesorhabditis spiculigera, 216 nucleotides. Lineage: Eukaryota; Metazoa; Nematoda; Chromadorea; Rhabditida; Rhabditidae. The record is from the annotation of a GenBank genome assembly.
AUGCUAGAAAAAGGAAACUUGGUCGCCUCACAUAAUCAGAUUUUGAUGAUGCUGCUAGGCUUCUCGAAUCUCUCGUAUUUCUUUGACGAACUCUUGGCCGGGCUCACCCACGAACAGCUAACCUUCGGGCGUAACAACGUUUCGGCGAAUAUUGCCAAAACGUAUCGAUACCACGCGAGCAUCAUCGUCACCGGGUAUCACUUCAUUAAUAUGCGU